AAACCUAUUAUCAAACAUAUGUCCUACGCAUGCUACACUGUCUAAUUGUAAUGUACUUCUGCUAGGUUAUUCAAAUAUAUCAAACCUAUUUAGUAUAUGAUUAAUGUAAUUAUACUAUGCCUUUACCUGCUAAUGACCAUUUUUGUUUAUUUUCUUCCGACAGAACAAAAUGUAUUGGAUAGCAGAUGUCAAGCCUAAUGAAGAACCCAUACCACUACGAAUCAGAGUUAUCAAAAAGUGGAAAACACGCACUACUGAACAAGAUUUAUGCUAUCUGUUUGUAGACAGACAUGGAGAUGCUAUAGAGGCAGUAGCCGACCCAAGGAAAGAACAAUCUCUAGAUGACAAAAUGACAGUAAAUCUAUGCUACACUGUAACUGGAUAUGUUGCACUCCCAGCCAGAAAAUCCAGGAGGGUGGUCCAGCAUGAUGCAUCUGUACGUCUCGGCGACACAGCCCUCUUCGAACCUCUCUGUGACCCAGACAUCCCAUCCUACUUUUAUGAUUUUGCUACAUACGACAUCCUCCUGGCCAGAAAAUUAAAACCCAAAACAAUUAAGCGACUAUAUAGCAUACAACGACAACAUUCACAAAUUCAUAUUUUAGUAAUCACCACUAACAACAGGGCAAACAUAAUGGAAAUCACUUUUUGGGAUGAAUCCAUCUUCCCAUAUCAGAAAGAGGAAGCAGUUGGCAAGGUUCUAGCAGUUACUGCUACAUUGUUGGAAACUACAGAGGCAACAUCAGCGUUCCUCAACCCGCAAAUCCCAAAUUUACAAAGUAUAACUGACAGAUUCAAUCAGCUCAAACACCCAACAGAUGUGCAACAAAACCAACAAACCAUGUCCAUCCAUCAAAUAGUAAACAAGUUCAAAGAAGAUCCAAUGCAUAACAAGUUUACCUACACAGCAAAUGUCACAGAAAUCACAUUGCACCGAAAGUGGUACUAUGUUACAUGUCCGCGUUGUCCAAAAAAAUUAUUCCUACAAAAAGGAAUAAUCCCACGGUUUGUAUGUGAAGACGAUGGCUAUGUUCCUGAACCAAUUUUCAUGUAUUGUGUAAACACAACAAUUGCAGAUGAAAGUACAAAUGCAAAAGCUAUAUUCUUCAAUGAUGCCAUGACACAAAUGCUUGAAAAAAGUUGCCACGACAUGGUCAUCACACAUGGACAUUCAGACCCGGACAUAAUUCCUUCAGAAAUACUCGACAUACGAGGAAAAACUAUGGUCUUCGAUGUUGCUAUGAAGAAGGACGGAACAAUGGCAAUUAACAAGGCAAUACCACAAACGGCACUCGAACCGGUAACACCAAAUCCCAAGGCAACAGUAAAAAGACAUCCGCCAUCAUCACAGGCACUUGACAUGCCGCGUAAACAAAAGAAAUGUUAGAUACAGCUGUAUGGAUUUUGAUGCGUACCAAAGGAGGAAUUUUGACAACGACAAACAAGAGAUGGACCUGUGCUCCUCAAUCAUAGGAUAAGGCCAAAAGAAAAGAGGCAGCACCUUUUGUAUUUUGCAACUAUAUCCUAUAAUUGUAGUUAAUUGUCGUAUCGUUCGUACCUCCCGAAACUGCACGUAACUUUUUAAAUGUAUGAAUGUAUAUAACUUCUAUAUACUUCCUAUAUAAUUCUUUGCCCA
Molecule: messenger RNA, 1636 nt
Organism: Lactuca saligna
Lineage: Eukaryota; Viridiplantae; Streptophyta; Magnoliopsida; Asterales; Asteraceae
Source: the annotation of a GenBank genome assembly